Molecule: messenger RNA, 4671 nt
Organism: Dromiciops gliroides (monito del monte)
Lineage: Eukaryota; Metazoa; Chordata; Mammalia; Microbiotheria; Microbiotheriidae
Gene: IFIH1
Product: interferon induced with helicase C domain 1
Exons: 16
Coding region: 304-3372 (1022 amino acids)
Biological process (GO): innate immune response; positive regulation of interferon-beta production; response to virus
Cellular component (GO): cytoplasm
Molecular function (GO): single-stranded RNA binding; zinc ion binding; ATP binding
Source: RefSeq, a predicted model, not a curated record
CGUGGGCUGUGGGAGUGCAGAGAGGGGACAGGAUAGUGUCACUGCACUGACCACUGCGACUGGUGGCCAGGACUGGGUCCGAUCCCACAGAGUACCCGGGUUAGUUGUCCAUCUGCGCCAAGUCCUUGGAAGGUCAGCGCCCGGUAGGCAGGCAGAGCUGGGAGCUUCUUGAGCCCUGCAAUCACCUUGGAGACAGAAAGAACCAGUGGCUCUAAGAGGACAGGAGGAACGCGCAGAGGCGAGCGCGCUGAAGGACUGCAGCUCCAGGGUGACUGCAGUCCCUUCCCCAUCUACCUGUGAAAGAUGUCGAGUGAGUAUUCCCCGGAGAAGAAUUUCCUUAAUCUGAUCUUGUGCUUCAGGCCCAGGCUGAAGCAAUACAUCCAGGUGGAACCUGUGCUGGACUACCUGACUUUCCUGGGGAGAGUUGAGAAAGAACGUAUACAGCGCACUGCUGUUACCGAGGGGAACGCGGCAGCCGCAGAGUUACUCUUGAGCACCUUGGAGAAAGGGACCUGGGGGCCUGGCUGGACUGAGGAGUUUCUCACAGGACUUAAGAAUGGGGGCUGCUCCUUAGCUGCUCGCUAUGUGAGUCCAGACCUCGCUGACUUGCCCUCGCCAUCUUUGGAGUCCUGUUAUGAUCAGUGCGUCCAACUGCUGGACAUUUUGCAACCCACCCUGGUCGACAAGCUUCUAGCUACUGAUGUUGUGGACAGAUGCUUGGAGAAGGCUCUGCUAACAAAGGAAGACAGAAAUCGGGUUGUUCUUCUUGGUGAAAAUCAUGGAAAUGAAUGUGCUGUCAGGGAACUACUAAGUAGAAUAGUGCAAAAAGAAGAUUGGUUUUCUAAAUUUUUGAGUAUCCUUCGUGAAACUGAGUAUUUUCAACUUGCUGAAGACCUCACAGGCAUUGAUCACUUGGAAGACAAUGAAGAGAUUAAGGAAAAUGGAAUUGAGAAAUUACCCCCAAAGGAUGAUCAUGUCAUUGAAGAGACACUUAUUUCUUUAUCGGAUCAACAAGAGCAAGAAAACAAUGGCCUAACUGUUGAAAGUGAUGAAUUGGAAUCAUCUUUUGCAUAUUCUUCUUUGGUUUCAGAAUCAGACACAAGUUUGGCAGAAGGAAGUGUCAGCUGCUUAGAUGAAAGUCUUGGACAUAACAGCAACAUGGGCAGUGUUUCAGGCACCAUGGGAAGUGAUUCAGAUGAUGAGAAGCAAAGAGCAUCUCCUGAGCCAGAACUAGUCCUCAGGUCUUACCAAAUGGAAGUGGCCAAACCAGCUUUAGAAGGGAAGAAUAUUAUUAUAUGCCUCCCUACAGGAAGUGGCAAAACAAGAGUAGCUGUUUACAUUGCCAAGGACCACCUAGAUAAGAAGAAAAAAGCAUCAGAACCUGGAAAAGUUAUGGUGCUUGUGAAUAAGGUACCAUUAGUUGAACAGCACUUCCGCAAAGAGUUUAAUCCAUUCUUGAAGAAAUGGUAUCGUGUCAUUGGAGUAAGUGGUGAUUCCCAACUGAAAAUAUCCUUCCCAGAAGUUGUAAACUCCCAUGAUGUUAUUAUCAGUACUGCUCAAAUCUUGGAGAAUUCCCUUUUGAAUUUAGAGAAUGGAGAUGAUGAUGGUGUCCAGUUAUCAGACUUUUCCCUCAUCAUCAUUGAUGAAUGCCAUCAUACCCACAAAGAAGCUGUCUAUAAUAAUAUAAUGACACGUUAUCUGAAACAAAAGAUGAAGAACCGUCAGUUCAAGAAGGAAAAUAAGCCAGUGGUACCUCAACCUCAAAUACUUGGACUGACAGCUUCACCUGGUGUGGGAGGGGCCAAUAAGCAAGCUAAAGCUGAAGAACAUAUUUUAAAAAUAUGUGCUAAUCUUGACGCAAGUACAAUUAUCACUGUUAAAGAAAAUGCUGGCCUCUUAAAAGAACAAGUGAAGGAACCUUAUAAGAAGUUUGUGAUUGCAGAUGACAACAGAGAAAAUCCAUUUAAAAAGAAACUUCUAGAAAUAAUGGCAAACAUUCACACCUUUUGUCAAAUGAAUCCAAGAUCUGAUUUUGGGACACAAACCUAUGAACAAUGGGUCAUUCAGCAAGAGAAAAGAGCUGCAAAACAAGGGAAUCGCAAAGAUCGUGUUUGUGCAGAGCAUUUGAGGAAGUACAAUGAAGCCCUACAAAUCAAUGACACAAUCCGAAUGAUUGAUGCGUACCGCCACCUCAGAAGUUUCUAUAAUGAUGAAAAGGAGAAGAAGAUAGCAGCCCAAGAAUAUGAUAGUGAGGAGGACGAGGAGGAUGACAAUAAAAGGAAACUAUUGAAAUUAGAUGAAACAGACACCUUUCUUCUAAAUUUAUUUUAUGAAAAUGAGAAAAAACUGAAAAAACUGGCCAUCACUCCAGAUCACGAAAAUGAAAAACUGACCAAAUUACGAAACACUAUAAUAGAAGAAUUUACUAAAACUGAUGGAUCUGUAGCCCGAGGAAUAAUCUUCACCAAGACUCGGCAAAGUGCAUUUGCUCUCUCUCAGUGGAUUAACGACAUUCAAAAAUUUGCAGAAGUAGGAGUAAAAGCUCACCAUCUGAUUGGGGCUGGAAACAGCAGUGAAUUUAAACCCAUGACACAGAAUGAACAAAAGGAAGUAAUUAAUAAUUUUCGUACUGGAAAAAUAAACCUGCUUAUUGCUACCACAGUAGCUGAAGAAGGCCUGGAUAUAAAAGAAUGUAAUAUUGUUAUCCGUUAUGGUCUUGUCACCAAUGAAAUAGCCAUGUUACAGGCCCGAGGUCGAGCUCGAGCUGACGAAAGCACAUAUGUAUUGGUGGCAAGUGGUGGCUCAGGAGUUGUUGAACGUGAAAGUGUUAAUUUGUAUCGUGAGAAGAUGAUGCAUAAAGCUAUUGACCGGGUUCAAAAUAUGAAGCCAGAGGAAUAUGCUCAUAAGAUUUUGGAGUUACAAAUGCAAAGCAUAAUGGAAAAGAAAAUGAAAACUAAGAAAAGUCUUGCAAAGCAAUUCAAGGACAAUCCAUCACAAAUAACCUUCCUCUGUAAAAACUGUAGUGUGCUGGCCUGUUCUGGAGAAAACAUCCAAGUAAUUGAGAACAUGCACCAUGUCAACAUGACACAGGAAUUUAAGAAACUCUACAGUGUAAGAGAAAAUAAAGCACUACAAAAGAAAUUCGCAGACUAUCAAAUAAAUGGUGAGAUCAUUUGCAGGCAGUGCGGCCAGGGCUGGGGAACUAUGAUGGUGCACAAAGGUUUAGAUUUACCUUGUCUCAAAAUAAAAAAUUUUGUGGUGGCUUUUAAAAAUAAUUCUCAAAAGAAACAGUACAAAAAGUGGGUGGAAUUGCCUAUAAUGUUUCCAAAGCUUGACUACACAGAACAUUGCAUGUUUAGUGAUGAAGAUUAAUACGGACUUAAUAUUCUUUCAAUUCUUUGAACUUUAUAUUUUUUGCAAAGAAUACAGGGUCUUCGUUUUUUUUUUCUUUUUUUUUGUGGGGCAGUGAGGGUUAAGUGACUUGCCCAAGGUCACACCACUAGUGUCAGGUAUCUUAGACCAGAUUUAAACUCAGGUGCUCCUGAAUCCAGGGCCAGUGCUUUAUCCACUGUUCCACCUAGCUGCCCCCAUGGGUCUUAUUUUUUUUUUUUUUGCAAUGAUUGCAGCAGAGCAAUGGAAGAACAAAUGAGAAAUUUCUCUAAAUCAUUUUGUGCUCUUUGAAGAAUUUGAUUAAUGUAGGAGCUAGCAUCAUACAAUGCUCAGAAAACUAGAAUAAGCUUCAUUUGAAACGUACUACCCUCGUAUUCUCUGUGAAAGUCAUGACAAUCGGCAGGAAAAUUACCAAAAAAGACAGGAACUCAGAAGGAAAAGAAAUGCAAGAGAGAAGUCCUAGAUAGUCAGAACUUAAAUAAAUAAUACAUUCUUCUAUAUGAGUCAUUGCCAUUAUUUAUUCCCAAGUUUCCUGAUUUCUGCUAAUUUAUGCCAAAAGAGAUCAUUUUUACCUCUUUCUUUUCAGGAAUGGCCGCCUUCCUGUGGCUAUUUCCUAGUUCCUAUAAAAGUCAAUGAGAACAACCAAAUAGUAGUUAUGUGAGUCACUGAACAUUCCCCAAGUUGACAGAACACCCCUGUUAAAAUACUUCUCUGUGAUACUCCUCCCUUUUCCCCAAAAAGGGAGAACCAGCAACUACUGUCAGUCUUUAUCAAUGAGCAAUAAUUACCAAAUUCCUUCAGCUGAUUUGCUACAAGAAUGUAGUUCUCUCCUGAUGUGUUAAGAAGAGGAAUUUUGGCUACGUAUUGAAGAUUCUUCCUUCAGCUCUACUGGUUUUUCAGUUUAGUGAUAUAAAUUAAUUAGCACCAUGUUCUUUGGAUUUUUUUCUGAUGAUAUCUAGAUCUGGAUGGAUAUUGAUCAAAAAGAUUUAUCAUAUGAAAUGCAAAAAGGACAAAUUAAUCUAUUCCACCCCAUCCCAUCACCCACCCAUGCCUUACUCAAACCAAACCAAACCAAAAAAUGCCUCCAAAGAACUCCAAUAGACUACACAGAAAGUAGAACAUUCUUCAAGUAGCAUCUGGAAACUCUACAAGAACUUCUUGUUGUUAUUCAGUUGUUUGAGUUGUGUUUGACUCUUUGUGACUCCACAUGAGGUUUUCUUGGUGAAGAUACCACAGUGGUGUGUCAUUUCCUUCCCCAGCUCAGUUUAUAGAGGAGGAACA